Messenger RNA from Anoplopoma fimbria (sablefish), 2469 nucleotides. RefSeq names its product RNA-binding protein 38-like. The coding region runs from base 207 to 941 and encodes 244 amino acids. NCBI's taxonomy places the organism in Eukaryota, Metazoa, Chordata, Actinopteri, Perciformes, Anoplopomatidae. The record is from RefSeq and is a predicted model, not a curated record. Gene Ontology annotation, cellular component: cytosol. Gene Ontology annotation, molecular function: RNA binding. The transcript has 4 exons.
GUUUGAACGCGUCCUUCGGACCUCGCAGAGUGAAUCGCACUUGUCACCAGGUUGCCACAACUUGGAGCGAAGGUCACAACACGGAAGGGAAACUGCAGCAUAAUAUUAGUGAAAUAUUCCGUUUAUUUGUACUAAUGCUGGGACGUUGUUAGGCUCUUAGUACAUUUAUUUCUUAGCGUGCCUCUGGUCUUCUCUCCGGCUGACCAAUGCUUCUGCAUCAGUUCAUGAACGGAGCCCUGGACGUCAUGCAUCCCUCACCGAUCCAGAAAGACACUACUUUUACCAAAAUCUUCGUCGGUGGGCUGCCAUACCACACGACCGAUGCCUCACUGAGAAAAUACUUCGAGGCCUUUGGGGACAUUGACGAGGCUGUGGUGAUAACGGACAGACAGACCGGUAAAUCCAGAGGAUACGGCUUUGUGACCAUGACAGACCGAGGAGCAGCUGAGAGAGCCUGCAAGGAUCCCAACCCCAUCAUUGACGGCAGGAAGGCCAAUGUGAACCUGGCCUACCUGGGUGCCAAACCCCGCAGCAUACAGACAGGCAUAUCCAUCGGAGUGCAGCCCAUCCACCCAGCACUCAUCCAGAGGCAGUAUGGGUUGGCCCAGCAAUACGUCUACCCACAAGCCUAUGUGCCGCCCAGCCUGGUGAUGCCCACUCAGGUUUCCAACUCUCUCAGCAGCAGCCCCUACAUGGACUACAGCGCAGCCUACACCCAGUACGCCCAGGCAGCCUUUGAGCAGCAGUACCCGUACGCCGCCUCCCCAGCUGGCUUCCUUGGCUACAGCUACGCCACCAGCCCCACAGCCUCCACCGGUCCGGGCACCGCCGCCACAGCCCCGGCUACCGUCCACUCCACCCUCCCCUCCGCCGCAGGCCCGGCCCAGGCCUUCCUACACUACGCCCCGCAGCAGCACAUCCAGCCGGACCGCAUGCAGUGAGCCUGCGAAGGAAGCGGAGGAGGAGGAGCGAGUAGUGGCUGCAGACCUUUUGGACAGAGGAUGGCAAAGCGCCCUAAAGGGUGAUCCAGCUAUCGUCAGCAAAGGCUUUCAGGAAAAAGCGAUGGGUCUAUUGCACUAUAGGAUCAGGAUGAGCUGCUGGCUAAUUGGUUAGAGGGUAAAAGGGUUGGGAGGGGCUGGAGGACUGACAAGGUUCAGGUUAGGAAGCUAAACAGCAGAAAAUAUGUGGUCGCUUUGAAGGGCUUCCAGAAGCUGACACUUCAUUUUUUAUUAUUAUUAUUAUUAUUUUUAUCGCCCUUUAUUAUUGUAUUAAUGUCAUUGUCAAUAUUUGUUUGUAUGCCUUUAUUAUCAAUGUUAUCAUGUUUAUGGCUCAAUCAGAUGUGUGUCCACGGUACAUAUUGAUGAGUGGAAAGCCAUCUGGGACAUGUCACACCUCUUUCCUCCCGUCUCCAGAGUAUCUGGGGCGACUACGAAGGGCACUGCUGCUUUAGGACACUUGGGAACAGUCAGAUAUUGGGCGCAUGUCGAAGACAGGGUGGUGAUUUGGGGAGGCAUACUGUGUGCCUCUCAGCCUCUCAUCUGUGAUCCCAUCCUGGUGUCAUCCACAGUGAGAUAAAGCACUGUCUGCACCACGAACAAACUCCACAUCACAGGAGGGUGAUGAGAAAUUUUACAAGACAGUGGGCGCUCCAUUGUUUUGAGACUGAUGUCAGGAACACACUUUUUUUUCUUUUCUUUUUUUUUCACUUUUUAAAAAAAAAAUAAAUAUUCUUAUUGAUUAAAGAGGCCUUAAUAAAAGAGAAACUUCUUUUAGAAUCUCCUGAUUUUUCAAGCGCUCCCCACCACCGAACCAAGUGCAGAGAGCCCUUUGUAACUGGCCUUUCAGCAGUCAGUCACAUUAAUCUGGCUUACUUGGGUCUUGAUAAUUUCAAAUGGAUCUAUAUAAUCACAUGCAGUAUGUGGGUGAUGGGGGGCCAGGAGUUCUGUGUAUCCUUGUUUAAAGGUAGCUGACACUGAGCUCAAACACCAGUGUAUUUUUUUCCUUCUCAUUUUCUCACUGAGAUUGUCACAAAUUGUUGCUCUCUAAGGACAUUCAUGUACAGCAAUUUGAAAUGUUUUCAGUCAUCAAGUACAUUUACAAUAUUUAUAUGUAGGUAUUUAUAUGAGGUACUAAGUUAAAAUAGCUUAUUGUUUUUGUUACUAUGACUAUAGUUGUGGCACUGAUGUCAUUUAACCUGCAGAGGCAUACCUGCAGAUCUGCAGGUGUCAUGUUCAUUUAGUUUUUUGUCCUUUAAGUCACCAUGUCCGAGGAUUUGCCCUGGUGCACAACAGUAGAUGCUCAUUUGUCGCUCCUGUCUGGUUGCAUCAGAAACUCUAGAUUUUUUCACUAAAGAUGUCUUUUACAGUCAAAGAAGCCAUACCAAAAAAAUUAAAAUAAAGACUUUGUACUUAAAGAUGCCUGUUGACGUCUUCUUUGAUUGUUUAAAUGAAUCCUGUCCAAAGUUCACAA